This is a messenger RNA of Scophthalmus maximus (turbot), 12644 nucleotides long. Its product is annotated as protocadherin-16. The transcript is spliced from 29 exons. Gene Ontology annotation, biological process: homophilic cell-cell adhesion. The coding region runs from base 509 to 10423 and encodes 3304 amino acids. Lineage: Eukaryota; Metazoa; Chordata; Actinopteri; Pleuronectiformes; Scophthalmidae. Gene Ontology annotation, molecular function: calcium ion binding. Gene Ontology annotation, cellular component: cell-cell junction; plasma membrane. The record is from RefSeq and is a predicted model, not a curated record.
AGUCGGCUUUCAGUCGGUGAGGCGCACGGUGCCCUGAAGCAGCUCUGUCUCUAUCUCACACACACACACACACACACACGCCGGCUCUGAGUGACUGGAUGCUGAGGGAGAGGGGCCGAGAGGAGCGCGAUCAUCAGCGGCGGACGGCGCAGAGCACCGCGGGGCCGAGGGCGCAGACGCAGGACUCAUCCAGGCGCGCUCACCUGGCGAGGACGCGACGGAGGAAACAGACCUUCCCACUGGAGGAGUGGGAGAAUCCGGGUCGGCCGGAGCAGAGCCUCUGUGGGGAUCUGGUGCGACCGUCGCUUUUUGGUUGGUGUGUGUGUGGGGAUAUUUUAUGAAGAGAAGGAGCCGGUGGAUUGUCAGUCGCUGAGGGGGUGAAUUUGGGGGAAGAAGAAAAAAAAACCCGUUUGCAUACUAAUCAGGAUUCGGAUUCGGACGUCGAGAGAGAGAGAGCACAUCCAGAGCAGAGGACUGGGCUCAGAUGAAUGUGUAGCAGAAUCCAGCCAUGCCAAUAACAAGUAAAGGGUCAAGACGGAGGGCUUGGGUCAGCGGACCCUCUAAGCGUCUCUGGCGGUGGAAGCCCCUCUUCUAUUUAUGCGUUCUUGUCGUUGUUCAGUCCACAACUGUCCAUGGAGCGCUGGAACUCCAGCUGGACGAAGAGCAGCCUGAGGGGACCAUCGUUGGGGAUAUCAGUGCUGGCUUACCGCCUGGUGAGACGGCGAGCCUUUACUUCAUCUCAGACCACGAAGGCACCGGUGUUGGCAGUGAUCUCAACAUCGACGAGACCACGGGCAUCAUUACCACCGCGCGCCGCCUGGACCGCGAGCAGCGGGACCACUACAGCUUCAUCGCGGUGACGAUGACGGGAGUCACCAUCGAGGUGUCGAUCACUGUCAACGACAUCAACGACCAUGUGCCCGUGUUCCCUAAAAAGAAAGCUGUUCUAAAGAUUCCCGAGCACACCGCGGUGGGCACGAGGUUCUCCCUUGAGCCGGCGACGGAUGCAGACAAGGACCAGCUGACUACCCAAGGCUACGCUAUUAGAGAGGGCAAUGUAGGCCAGGCGUUCCGACUGGAGACCAAGAGAGCCGCUAACAAGGCGCUGUAUCUGGACCUGGUGGUCAAUGGAAUGCUGGACAGGGAGAAGCGCUCCUCGUACUCUCUCGUCCUGGAGGCCUUCGACGGCGGCUCGCCGAGAAGGAUGGGAUCCAUGAGCCUGGAGGUGACGGUGACCGACAUCAACGACCAUGCGCCGGUGUUCAAUCAGAGCAGAUACCACGCUAUCAUCUCUGAGAGUCUUCCACAAGGCAGUAGCAUCCUGCAGGUGUUUGCAGCAGACGAGGAUGAGGGCGAUAAUGGUCUGGUGCUGUAUGAAAUCAACCGGCGCCAGAGUGACCCUGACCGCUACUUCGUCAUGGAUAUUAAGUCCGGGAUCAUCACUCUGAAUAGACCCCUGGACUAUGAGCUAAAGAGGGUCCAUGAACUGGUGGUCCAGGCCAGGGACAACGCCAGCCACCCUGAGGUAACCAACGCAUUCGUGACUAUCCAUGUCCGUGACUACAAUGACAACCAGCCCACCAUGACCAUCAUCUUCCUCAGCGAGGACGGCUCUCCGAGAAUCUCAGAAGGAGCCCAACCGGGCCAGUAUGUGGCCCGGAUAUCCGUCACCGACCCGGACUACGGGGAGUACGCCAACGUGAACGUGUCCCUCGAAGGCGGCGAUGGGAAGUUCGCGCUUACGACCAAGGACAGCAUCAUUUACCUGAUCUAUGUAGACCAGGUCUUGGAUAGAGAGGAGCGCGACUCAUAUGACCUCAGGGUGAUGGCCACGGACUCCGGCACGCCUCCCCUCAGGGCGGAGUCGUCCUUCACCAUCCAGGUGACCGACGUCAACGACAACCCGCCUCUGUUCGACCAGCAGGCCUACAGACAAACUAUUCCGGAGGUUGUGUACCCUGGAUCCUUUGUUCUCCAGGUCACGGCCAGGGACAAGGACCAGGGCCCCAACGGGGACGUCCGAUAUAGCCUCCUCAAGGGCAAAAACUCCCACUCUGAUUGGUUUUCGAUUGACCCGGUCACGGGGAUCAUAACCACUGCAGCUGCUCUGGAUUUCGAAUCGGAGCCCGCACCCAGUGUGACAGUCGUCGCGACGGAUAACGGCCGGCCGCCACUGUCAUCCACGGCGAAGGUGGACAUUGUGCUGCAGGACGUUAACGAUAACACACCCGUGUUCUCCAGCGACUUCUACAAUGCCUCCAUCAAGGAGAACACCCCGGCUGGGACCUGCUUCUUAGAGGUGUCGGCCACCGAUGAGGAUCGCGGUUCCUUCGGUGCUUUGUCCUACACGCUGGGCUCAGGCUCUGGGGGCCUGGCGCCGACGCCCUUCACCCUCGACAAGAAGACGGGCCAACUGUGCACCAGCACCUCUUUGGACCGCGACGAGGGAUUGGACAAGUUUGACUUGACUGUUACUGCAACGGAUGGAGGUGGUCUGAGCUCAGUAGCGCGUGUGCACGUUUCAGUGGUGGACAUCAAUGACAACCGGCCCACCUUUUAUCCGGUCCUCUACACAGUCAGUCUCAGUGCCCAUAGUGCCCCGGGAACGUCCGUCGUCAAGGUAACAGCCAAUGACGCUGAUGCCGGGGAGAACGGCAGGGUGACCUACCGCACGGUACCUGGAGGAGGCUCCAUGUUCUUUACCCUCAACAAGGACACAGGUGUGAUUUCUCUCUCCCGCUCGCUGCACGGCAAAGCCAACACGGUGAUCUCCAUGGUGAUAUCCGCCGAGGACGGCGGCGGCCUCGCGGCGCCAGUCAACGCCAGGGUGAACGUGAGCGUGGUCGGCGGCUCCGUGGCCUCUCCCGCGUUUGAACAGGCGCAGUAUUUCUUCACUGUGUCCGAGGGCGUUCUCCGGGGGACGGCGGUGGGAGUGGUGCGCGCCGCUGCCAAGACAGGUGUCUCUAAGGACGUCUUCUACUCCAUCUCUUCCGGAGACCCUGAUGGUUACUUCACAGUGGACAGCGCCUCCGGCACCAUUCGCACAGCCCUUCCUCUGGACCACGAGACCUGCUCUAGUCUUGACCUGGAAAUCCAGGCGCGCUCCGGCUCUCCUCCGGCGUACGGGACCAGCCGGGUACGCAUAACGAUUUCGGACGUCAAUGACAACGCCCCCACCUUCCUCCCCUCCUCAUCGGAGUCCCUCCUUUUGCCCGAGAUCACCAAAAUGGGGACCGUCAUCUACCGCAUUCAGGCCACCGACAAGGAUUCUGGUCAUAACGGUCAGCUCAGCUUCGACCUGGUCUCCGCUGGCGCUGCGGGCGGCAAUGGCCAGAGAACGUUUGGAGUUGACCGGGGAAGUGGGGAGGUACGUCUGAUUGGGGGCCUGUCGUAUGAAAACGUCCCACGCUACGACCUUCAGGUGGUGGCCAAGGAUGGUGGAGCGCCCCAGCUGAGCUCCACCUUCACCCUCGUGGUCCACAUCCAAGCACAAGAUGCGCAAGGGCCCAACUUUGACACCCUGACCUACCGCGUGGAGUUACGGGAAAACACCCCCCUCAACACGCGCUUCCUCCAGGUCCGAGCGCUCAACAGAGAGGCCUCUGGGAACGGUGGAAGCUCCGCCUCCUCAUCUUCUUCCUCCUCCAUCUCCUACCGCCUCAGGCCCGACGGCGAUGCCGCCGGUUUCGGCAUCAUGCCAGACAGCGGCUGGCUAUUUGUCCGUAGCUCUCUGGACCGCGAGGUGAAAGACAUGUACCUGUUGACCGUCCUGGCCACCUCAGGCCCCGGAGGGGUGGGCAGGACGGGGAGUGCCACAGUCAGGGUGACGGUGACCGACGAGAACGACAACUCCCCCAGACUGAGCCAGGACAGGGUGUUCCUGGCUGUCAGGGAGAACCUACUGGCCGGGACGGGCUUCGGCAGAGUGUCUGCGACGGACAGGGAUGCGGGACUAAAUGCUCGACUCACCUACAGGCUGCUGCACACUGACAGACACUUUCAGAUCAACUCACAAACAGGUGAGAUCAGCACCCGGCUCGGCCUGGACCGAGAGCAGCAGUCCAGUUACCAGCUUGUUGUGGUCGUCCAGGACGGGGGAACGCCCCCUCGCAGCGCCACCGGCACCGCUCAUAUCUCCGUGCUGGAUGAAAACGACCAUGCCCCCAGCUUCACUCACGGCAGGCCGGACAGGGAGCUGCUGCUUCAGGUGAUGGAGGGGCUUCCAUCUGGGACAGUCUUGGGGACAGUGACGGCUAAAGACCCAGACGAGGGAGAGAACGGGACCGUAUACUACUCUUUAUCGGGCUCCCGGGCAGAGCGCUUCUCCCUGAACCCGACCGGCGGCGAGCUGAGAACCGCAUCGCCUCUGAGGUGGUCGGAGCGAGCCGAGUACGUCUUCGCCGUGACCGCCGCUGACCACGGAACACCGGGCCUCAGCGCCACCUGCCAGCUGCGGAUACAGGUUCUCAGCUCCUCCAGGUCCAACCCCAAGCCCAACAUGCUCUCCAUGACCCUGAACAUAGUGGAGGGGGCCGCUCCGGGCUCCGUCAUCGGCUCCCUCCGGCCGCACGACGAGCACCAGUCCGCCAUAUUGGAAGGUCAGGUGACCUACCUGGUGGUGGGCGGGACCGACCGGGAUGGCACUUUCAUGGUGGACCGCUUGAAGGGCGACGUGUACCUGGUGCGCGAGCUGGACUACGAGACGGGGUCGAGGUACACCCUGCGCGUCGAGGUGUCGGACUUCUCCCAAGCGUUUCCCAGCAGCCACCUGGUGCAGCUGGAAAUCUUCGUGCAGGACAGCAAUGACCACGCCCCCAGGUUCACAGAGGACCCGGUGACCAUCGUGAUCCCGGAGAACAUAGAGCCGGGCGCGUCCAUAUACACCUUCCAGGCUGUGGAUCAGGAUGGCAGCGGACCCAACAGCGAGUUACAUUACUCCAUCGAGCACUACUGGCCUGACACGCCGGACUUCCUGACCCUCGACCCCUUCAGCGGCGUCCUGACCCUCGGGGAGAAGUUGGACCGGGAGUCCACGCCCUCCCUCUACCUCGUGGUGCGGGCCACGGACCAGGCAGUGGAUCCCGCUCAGAGGCGCUGGGGUUCGGUCACCGCCCGGGUGUUUGUGACGGACGAAAACGACAACGCGCCCGUCUUCAGCUCCCCGUCGGCCGUCAGCGUCAUGGAGGACCAGCCUGUGGGCUUUGUCAUCCUGUACGUGAUGGCUCGAGAUGAAGACGAGGGUGAAAAUGGCCGAGUGUCCUACAGAAUCCAGACGGGGAACGGCGCUGGUCGCUUUAGUCUGAACCCCAUCACUGGCUCCCUCUCCAUCCUUAAAGCCUUGGACCGGGAGGAGCAGGAAGUCUUCAAUCUGACCAUUGUAGCCGAGGAUCAUGGGAUACCGCAGCUGUCCACCUCCCAGGUGCUGUGUGUGCAGGUCAUCGACGUGAACGACGAGGCGCCGGCGUUCCACCGGGCGGAGUUCGACAUCCAGGUGAUGGAAAACCAGGGACCGGGAACAACCGUGUUGACGGUGACCGCCACCGACCGGGAUCAAGGUUCUAAUGGACGAGUGACGUAUGGGGGCGUGACAGAGGAGGGCUUCAUCAUCAACCCUGUGACAGGAGUCAUCACCACCACAAAGGAACUGGACGCCGAGCGACAGGAUCACUACACUCUCACUGUGUACGCCAGGGAUGGAGGGCUGCCACCUAACUUUGCCAAGGCCGUAGUGCGUGUGGAGGUGCAGGACGUGAACGACAACGCUCCGGCCUUCUCCACGCCGUGGCACAGACUGGAGGUGCCAGAGAACCAGGCCCCUGUGGAGCUCUGCUUUCUCAAGGCCACCGACCCUGACUCGGGUGCCGGUGGAGAGCUGGAGUACAGGAUUACCGCGGGAGACCCUCAAGGAGAUUUCCAACUCCACGCCGGCACAGGAGCCCUGUCUACCUCGCGCGGCCUGGACAGGGAGACGAAGGCGGACUAUACUCUGGAGGUGGUGGCCACGGACCGAGGCAGCCCUGCUCUCAGCACCACCGCCACGGUGGAGGUCAAAGUGCUGGAUGUCAACGACAACAGCCCCGUGUUCGGCAGAAGUAGCUACUCUGUGGAGGUGUCCGAGGACGCCGCGGAGGGCACGCCAGUUUUGGAGGUGUCAGCAACAGAUGCUGAUGAUGACCUCAACGGGAAGGUUCUGUAUUUCCUCAGCCAAGAGACGCACGGAGCGUUUGCCGUGGAUGAGAGGACGGGUCGCAUCACCACCGGCGCACCUCUGGAUCGGGAAAAGCUGGCGUCAUACAGCUUCCAGGUGUUUGCCGUCGACCUGUCACCUGCUGCACCCAGGAACGCCUCUGCUCAGGUGACAGUCACCGUCCUGGACGUCAACGACAAUACUCCCUUCUUCAUCCAGGAUCCGCUGGUCAUCGAAGUGUCCAGCAGGCAUUCCCAGCGGGUUCUGGCCACGAUGAAGGCGGAGGACAAGGACUUUGGAGCCAACGGCUCCGUGUUCUACCGCUUCGCCGCGCCGGUGACGGGUUUCAGUAUCAACUCGCUGACCGGCGAGAUCCAGGCCACUCAGCCGCUGGGCGAUCUGACUCAGGCUCAGAGGACGUUGAUCGUGGAGGCCAUGGACCAGGGCAGCCCAGCCCAGUCUGCGCAGGGUGUGGUGGUGAUUUACGUGAAGGAGGUGCAGUACAGCGGCAUCCGCUUCUCCAGGAACGCCAGAGACGUCAGCAUACAGGAGAACGCCAUGAAAGGCACAAAUGUGGCUCAGGCUCAGGCUCAGCACCCAGAUGGCACACGUAACGGGAUCAGCUACAGCCUCUUCAGUGGAAACAGAAAGCAGGCCUUCAGCAUCAGCUCCUCAUCAGGUGAAAUCUUGGUGCUGAGCGCCAACGGUCUCGACUUUGAGGACGCCCCCAGACUCCGGCUGGUGGUGAAGGCCGAGACAAAGUCGUCCACAUCUUUCAUGGCCAUCAACCUGAUCCUGCAGGAUGUCAACGACAACCUGCCUCGCUUUCAGCUGCAGAAUUAUGUAGCCUACAUGAGAGAGGCACAGGGAUAUGAAAUGCCAAUCAUACAGGUGGUUGCCGAGGACGUGGAUCAGGGCCAAAACGGUCAGGUGACCUACUCCAUCCAGUCGUCGGGCAUGAGCGGCCUGUUCAAGAUUGACCCGGUGACGGGAAGCAUCACCACCGCGGCCAUCAUGGACCGCGAAAUCUUUACCCAGACCAAGCUGGUAGUUACAGCAACUGAUAGAGGAAGUCCGAGGUUGGCUGGUUCGGCCACGCUGACGGUGAUCAUCAUUGACCAGAACGACAACAGUCCCACCAUUCCCUUGCCCAAGGAAGUCCGCAUUCCAGAGAACACGUUGAUCGGCACAGAGAUCACCCUCGUGACGGGCAACGACGUCGACUCCAGUCCCGCCCUCGCCUACUCCCUGCAGCUCGACCCGACGGCCCUAGGCAAGUUUGGGAUUCACCGCUACAGCGGAGGCGUGUCCCUCACUGCCCCGCUGGACUUUGAGGAGAAGACGUGGUACACCGUCACCGUCCGGGCCACAGACAGCCAGCACCAGACUGAGGCCAACAUCACGAUAUUGGUGGAGGAUAUUAACGACAACGCGCCCGUGUUCACCCAUGAUCUGUACCAGGUAACUCUGCCAGAGCACACGCCGCCGGGAAGUGCAGUCGUCACGGUAACAGCAACUGACAGGGACUCUGGGGACAAUGGAAAGAUCACCUACAGGGUGAUGUCAUCAACACAGGAGGGCUUCUACGUUGACCCCAACAACGGAACCCUGUUCAUCAGUCACAGGGCGGAGUUUGACCCCGAGCGUCCGUCAGUCAGCGUCGUCAUAGAGGCUCGUGACGGAGGCUCGCCUUCGCUCUCGUCCCUGACGACAGUCCAGGUUCAAAUCUCUGACGUCAAUGACAACGCCCCUGUGUUCCAUCAAUCUGAGUACAGGGCUACGGUUGCCGAGGACACCAUCCCGGGGUCAACCGUGUUGACCUUCGAGGCCUUCGACAGCGACCUCUCCCGGGAAAACUGCGGCUUCGACUUUGCCAUCGCCAACGGAAAUGAGGGCAACGCGUUCCAGAUCGAAAGCAGCGUGCGCUUCCUGGAGGGGCGGGGCUUUCAAACCGUCGGGACACUGCUGUUGGCCGAGGGGCUCGACUUUGAAACCAAGCCGCUGUACAACCUCACCGUGGUGGUGUCCGACCGCGGCGUGCCCCAGAGGAGCUCUAGCGUGGCUGCAGUGAUAGCCAUCGGCGACGUGAACGAUAACCCUCCCGUGUUCAGCAGUGCCGAAUAUACCGUUUCACUGAGCGAGGGAGCGGCGGCGGGGACCGAGAUCAUACGACUCAUGGCUACAGACCUGGACUCAACUCCCAAUGCCGAGGUCCAGUACACCAUCAGCUCUGGCAAUGAGGUGAACCUCUUCACCGUGGACCAGUGGACCGGAGCCUUGCGGCUUCAGCAAGCGCUCGAUCGCGAACACCAGUCCACGCACACUGUCAUCGUCCAGGCCACAGACGGACAGGGACACUUCACGCUGGCUCCAGUGAUUGUCGAGGUCAAAGACAUCAAUGACAAUCAUCCAUUCUUCCCGGUGGAAGUCCUGACGGCUAGCAUCAGAGAAAACCAACCGGCCAACUCGGCCGUGACCGUCCUCCACGCCAUCGACCAUGACACGGGGGUUUUCGGACAGCUGAAGUACCACAUGGUGGAGCGGGCCAGGGGAGGAAGAGACAGCUUCGCCGUGGACCAGAACUCGGGAGAAAUCCGGAGCAAAAUCCCCUUUGACUUUGAGAAGGUCAACUCUUUUAACUUCGUAGCAAUGGCUGUAGAUUCAGGCAACCACACAGCCACUGUGACUGUACAGGUGUUUGUCACCGGCGAGGACGAGUACGACCCGGUCUUCACGUCAGCUGAUUUCACUUUUGAAGUCCCAGAGGAAGCCAAGAAAGGCCAGAGCAUUGGUCAAGUCCAGGCGCAGGAUGAGGAUGGAGGCGUGGAUGGUAUUGUCCUCUACUCUCUCCCCGCCAGUUCUCCGUACUUUGAUUUAAACAAAACCACCGGGGUGAUUUUCCUCAAGCUGGACAGUUCGGGCAGCAGCGGUGGCGGGGGGUCGGGCCGGGCCAAAAGGGAAGCCAGGCUGAUGACUCUUGACGUGAGAGCUCACAGUCCGCUGGACACAUCUCGCACCACCUCAGCCCAGGUCUCCAUCGACGUCACGAACACCAACUUUGGCCUGGCUCCCGACGUGAACAUUCUGCUGAUCAGCAUCAUCGCCGUGUCCCUCGGUUUCAUCGUGUUGCUCGUGGUCAUGGCCGUGGUGGUCUUCCUGGUCAAGUCACGGAGGAGAAAGAAGGGGCAGGAAGCAGGAAACAGAACCGCCGACUCGGGAACUGCUCUGCAGAAACUGGAUGAAGUUUGCAACUCGGGAGCUGGAGGAGAGAGGAUAUACCACCAGGCCUUGCCAGGCUAUGCUGGCGAUCAGGGUGGGGCCGGCGGGGGUCCCUACACUAGAGGGGGAUCCCUCGAUCCCUCUCACUCCAGUGGAAGAGGAUCCGCCGAAGCGGCGGAGGAUGAUGAGAUCAGGAUGAUAAACGAGUACCCGCGCGUCGCCUCCAUCACCUCGUCCAUGCAGGAGCACAUCUCGGCCAGAGGACCGGACUCUGGAAUUCAGCAGGACGCCGACCAGCUCUCGGACAUCUCCUGUGAACCGGCGGCUCUGGAGGGCAGCACUUGGUUCAAGGGAAAGAAACUGGGAGGCAGCCUCAGUGGAACCUUGCUCUCUGGCCAGCUCCCAGUGUACAGGGACGAGGGGGGUGGGUACCUGGGAGCAGGCCGCGGCCUCAACAUUUCCCUACCCAAGGAUUAUGCAUUCCCUGAAGACGGUAAACCUUCCGUGGACGGUUCCCUCACCGCCAUCGUCGCCAGUGACGAGGAGCUCCGCGGAAGCUAUAACUGGGAUUAUCUGCUCAACUGGUGCCCGCAGUUCCAGCCUCUGGCCAACGUCUUCACAGAGAUUGCGCGGCUGAAAGAUGAAACGGCGCAGCAGAGCCAGAACCCCCGACAGCCCUUCCAGCCCAAGCCCAAAAUGGACCCCAAACCCAGAAUCGACCCUCCGCCGCUCAUCACGUCGGUGGCCCACCCGGGGGCCAUGUCGGUUCCACCCAAGGUCCCCGUGAUCGGACGGACAUUCCCCCACUUGGCCUCGCUCCGCAGGUCCCCCAUCAGCCACGAGGGAUCCAUCUCGUCGGCGGCGAUGUCCCCCAGCUUCUCGCCGUCUCUGUCCCCUCUGGCGGCUCGAUCUCCCGCCGUCUCUCCCUUCGGGGUCAACCAAGGGCCCUCGGCGUCCAUGAUCAGCACGCGGGAACCCUCGCUGGACCAGAGUCCCGAGCGCGAGAUGAGAAUAUGAUGUAAAAGAAAAUUUGAAAACUUAUUUAAGGAAGAACUUUUAAGGCAAGACGACCUGGAUUAAAGCACGACAGAGCAUCCGUCGGACUGUUCUUUUUUCAUGGAACUGUAGGUUGUACUGUCAUUCUCAGUAAUGAUUGUUUUUGAAUGAGGGUUUGACAGAUGUCCGCUUCUGGACAAUAAACACACCCACAAAACCAUACUUAAACCUCGAACAUUUGUUUUGAAGUACUUCCUUUUGGUCGGCAGUGUUACAGGAACACAAAAAAAGUGGAACAUGUGCCUGGGUUGAUAGGACAACCCCCCCCCCCCACAGUGACGCAGGUCUCUACGAACUGAUCAGGGUUAUGAGGUGGACUGACCCCCCCCCCCACUCACCAUGCCCUGCAGUCAGAGGUCCCUUAGUGUGUAGAUAGAUAAAUGUGUAGUUGCUCGUGUGUUACCUCGCUGGCUGGCCAGAGAGUGAAGGGCCGUGUUCCUCUCUUUGUGUCCGUGGACAUUUUUACACUUUCAGUAUUAAAUUCGUCCUAGUGGCUGCAUUCAAAAUGGCCGCCGGACGUGUCCGUGAACCCCGCGGACGAAUGAACGAUGGGCAUGUUCACAAAGACACUGAUUCACUGACUUGCCAAUGCAUCGACGCAAUGGAGACUUGUACGGAUGGCACUUCUUUUGAUUUUGCUUUUGAUUUUUUUUUAUAUAUUUUUUAUGAAAUUAUGAUUUCAGAUGUCCAGAAAUGCCAUUAUUCCACAUGGAGAGGUUAUUAUUGUUGUAGGGUUUUUGUUGUUGUUUUUUGCAUAUAUGUAUAUUUGUAUGUAUGCAGAAUACAUUACUGUAUGUACUGUAUGUGUCUCCUCGGCUUUUUAGAGACUCUUGUGACAGUUCUGUUGUGAGUGAGAGAGAGACUAUUGUGUAUUUUUAUCAUUAUUUAUAUGAAAAGACUCGAGAAGAAGUUUGUUAUCGUAAGAACUUUUUUUUGUCAAAUUGUAGAUCUCCUCAAAUCCAAAACGGCAGCAUGAUGAAAACCUGAGGACCGGUCGGAAUGCCUGCUUCUCCCGAAGCUCAGCACUCACAGCAGCACGCACCCCCUUUGAUUUUCAGGUUACGGCAAAAAUUUACUGAUCACCUCUGUGUCUUUGAAAGAAAAGUGCUUCCCAAAGUCAUCUUACAUCAGUCGUCACUGAAGGGGCCGUAAGCCAUUUUGGAGAGCGCUUGUCUCACUUCCUGUCGUCGCUGCGAUCGCGGCGCCACCCGCUGGCACGUCCCUUCACGUGUCGACGGGUGACGUUUACAAAAAUGCACUCGCAGUGUUGCGCGGUGCGGUCCGCACCAAUUUUUUCCGGCGCACACACACACACACACACAACCGACAGCACAUUUUUUACCAAAAAAACGUGUAUUGCGUUUAGGAUCGCUCACCGCCCCUUUCACUGAAAUUCCCUUUUACUGUGAAGUUGCUCAUCUCAGCACAACGCAAGCGACAUGCAAGAAGAAAGAGAAAGAAAAGUGGCUUCACUUGGAGAAAUGUAGCACACGGAGCCCGACGAGUGGGCCGCAGGGAGCCUGAACGCACCAACCCUGAUGAAUGUACGAGGAUUUGGCAAUUGGUGCAGUAUUAAUCCCCAUGUCAACUCUCUGUCGUGUGCGUUUUAUUCCCGUUUAUUCGCCCAUCGAGCUCGUCCAUGACGCGAUGAGGUGUUUCCACGCUUGCGCGUGUUUAGCUCAUCAGCGGCACCUUCUCUCUUUCCUCUCAUCGUUGGGAUCGAGUUCUUCGCCGUCAGCUAUAGCCCGCAGCCUAACGAGAGGCAAAAGGCUUUCCCGAAUGGCCCGUUCAUUCUUCCGCGUGUGUCCAUUGUCCUGGCCUGUUUUUAAUCUGUUGGUCGGUAAUUUGCAGAUCUUGUUUUCAAGAGAUGGCUCCGGCCUCUGUUCUCUGCUCGACAUCAUCGCCCCCACAAAUUGUCCCGUGCGAAGCCGACACUGGUUCAUCGGAAGAAGCAACGCGAUGAGCGCGUGAGCCCGGCCGGAGCACGACGUGUUCCCGACUCGUAACCGCGCCGUGUCAGAGGCGUCUCCCCGUCGCAGGACCUCCGCUCGGAGUUCAGCGUGGGAGGAAUGCCAGUGACUCGAUCGGCGAAAAAACAAGGGCAGAAAGAAAAAGGAAAAGGAAAGUGCUGUACAAUGUAUUUAAAGCAAAUAAUAAAUUCCUACUGAUCUCUUUUGACAAA